CUGACAGCCGCAUUUCGCUAAACCAGGCGCAGCUGAUCUGUACUAGAAGCUAUGCGUUGUCACAUAUGGUGCGCCUCGGGAGCCGUUUACGCGCGCUGACGAGAGCCCAGGUCCGGUCCUCGAGCAUGGCGCUCAAGAGCAUGCACGCGGAAAGCACCGAGGCGUGCGUGCUGAGAUUAGUAAACAAAUCAGCUCGAAGCAUCAAUGCGCUCUGGGUGGACUUCACUGGCGAGGAAAAGUGCUACCAGAGCCUGGAACCUGGACACGCGAGACCCCAACAGACCUACACCACUCACGUUUGGCGGUUACGGUUCGGGGAUGAUCAGGCGCUCAUCGGGGAGUACGCAGGCCAGUCAGCGGUACUGGAGGUGCAGCCGGAUGAGACGCUAAGCAUCGUGCCCUGGUCGGGCGCACUGCCGCAGCCCAAGCCGGAGUGGGGGGAGUACAUGAAACGCGGCGAUGCGCUGGGCAUUGAGAUAUGGUCCUACGCGUGUGUGGACGUGCGCGCCAUUCGCAUCGCGGAGCACAUUGUGGACCGCAUGCUGGCAGCCGCGCCAGUGGAUGUGGUGCGGCGGCUGGUGGCGGGCGGCGCGGUGGUGGCCAUCAUCGCGCGGUGUCAGGUUACCACCGACAUUCCCGCGCACGCCUUCAUGCGCUGGGCGGAAGGCGGCCGGGACACGGACACCACCACGCGCGGCCUGGGCGGCACGGAGGAGAGCCCCACCACUAGCUGCGGGGAGGAGAACCUGCUCAUGGAGGACGACAAGUUCUACCCCAGCGAGAACAUUCUGGUGCAUGAGUUCGGGCACACGGUGAUGAACAUCGGGCUUACGUCAGAAGACCGCGGAAAGAUCAAGAAGCUGUAUGACGCAGCUUACGCCGCCGGAGUUUACGACAAGAGUGCGUAUAUCAUGGAGAAUGAGGACGAGUACUGGGCGGAGGGAACGCAGGCUUGGUUCAACGCCACGAUACGUACGGAUGUGACGGCUGGCGUGAACACACGCGAGAAGCUGCGAGCCCGCGACCCAGGGUUAGCAACCAUGAUGGUGCGAGCGUACGGCGAUGGCACGUGGCGGUACCCGCAAGACAGCCCCGGGCCGCUGCGCAUGAAGCGGCGGCUGCCGGACUCGUCCGAGGAGCGCGGCAGCCCCACCAGUUCGGGCGGCAGCAGCGGGGAGCAGCCGGUGGCGCCCAUGGCCGCGCCAGACGUGGAGGGAAGCAUGGAGCGGGUGCGGCUGGCGGCGUCAGCGGGUGGGGCAGGGCCGGGGUCGUGCAUGUCGACCUGCUUGCCAGGUGGCGGGGGCACGCCAGGGUCCGGAAGCACGGGGUGCGGGGCGUUGGUGUGGGUUGGCCUGCGGGACGUGGUGCUUGGGCACGCUGCUCACGCGACGGUCAAGAUGUCGUAGAGCAACGGACCGGGGUGUUUCGGGGGGGCUUCGCCCCCCCCCCCCCCUGGAACGCUCGUAGGAAAGACAAAAAUGGUGGCAGGCAAGGCGCAUCGUGUGGAUCGUGUGGAGACUGGUAGGCUGGGCUUCAUGGUACCACGAGAGCUAAAUCUUGGCAGAGGCUGCAUGCAUGACCUGCAAACUGUGCAUCGAAUGCUGACACGAAUUGGUAGGAGAAGGUCAGGCUCACGCGGAUGACGGACGAGAGUUGCAGGGGCAAAGGAGCAUGGCUAUGUCCAUGCCAGCACAAUUGAGCCUUCCCUGGCUUGCUUAGCCUAGCAUGAUUAGGCAACGUGGCAAUCCCCAUUCUCGACUCUCAUUCCGCUUGGGCACAUCCAAGGAACCCUCCGCCGUCAGCCCGCGCUGCCGCGCGGACCCGGCGGCGGCCGGCACGCCACGCAAGGACGGGUUAGGCAAGCACGUGGCUGUGGUGUGGUACGGUCACAAAUGUAUGGCAAAUUAUGGAAGAGACUAUGGUAGCGAUAGCUGCCCGGCGUACGCUUAUGGAUGCGAUAGUUGCCCGAGAUGAUGGAUGCGGUUGGACAUGUACAGGGGCAGGUUGGUGUAGUCCGAGGGGCAGGUGAGAUACCUGCCCGGUGCGGCGCUGCUGAGGGCGGCGCUGUGUCAGAAGGUGCAUGGUGCCAAAGGCUGCGCAGCAUGUGUGCGUCGCAUCAAGCUGGUGUGGGGAUCUUCGGCUAUUAUGUACUACAUAGCCACACGCUUACGCGUCAGUUCGGUCCAAAGGGAUACAGGUGAGGGCCUGAGUGGGUUGAGUGGUGCUGCAGCAGAUGCCAAAGGUGUAAAUGUGGUGGGGCUGGCAGCCUUUCAGAUGAAGGACGUGCCAUAGCUCGAGAAAUUAUGAUGUUGAUGUUGCAUCAGGGUAGCGUGCCGACGACACAGACUGCGGGAAAGACCGUCCCUCUGCGAUC
Chlamydomonas reinhardtii is the source of this 2374-nucleotide messenger RNA. RefSeq lists its product as uncharacterized. Bases 126 to 1406 code for a protein of 426 amino acids. NCBI's taxonomy places the organism in Eukaryota, Viridiplantae, Chlorophyta, Chlorophyceae, Chlamydomonadales, Chlamydomonadaceae. The transcript has 10 exons. The record is from RefSeq and is a predicted model, not a curated record. Gene Ontology annotation, molecular function: metallopeptidase activity.